AUGCCCAUCCUCGCCCUUCAAAUCAAAGCCGAGCUCGAAAACAUCACCGAACUGAUCCCCGCCGAUGCCGACCACACCUGGCACUUCAAGGUCCAAUGCACCAAGUGCCGCGAGAUCGACUCGAACGUCAUCACCAUGAACGCUAUUGAUAAGGCUGAGAUGGGUUCAGGACGCGGUGAGGCCAACUUGGUCAUGAAGUGCAAGUUCUGCAAGUGCGAGAGCUCUGCCGAUAUUGUGUCCAAGCCCGUCGCUUACGAGAUUGAGAACAACGACAAGUACGCCACCAUCGUCACAGUCGAGUGCCGUGGAUUGGAGUUGGUUGGUUUUGAGCCAAGAGAGGGAUGGAAGGCCAAGGGUGCCGAGUCUGGUACUCUCUUUGAGGACAUUGAUCUCACUGAAGGUGACUGGGCGGACUACGACGAGAAGAGCGAGCUCCCUGUUGCUAUCAGCAGUAUCGAGUCCAAGUUCGUCAAGGUCAAGUAA
Messenger RNA from Linnemannia hyalina, 483 nucleotides. The record is from the annotation of a GenBank genome assembly. Lineage: Eukaryota; Fungi; Mortierellomycota; Mortierellomycetes; Mortierellales; Mortierellaceae.